AUGCGUCUCUCCAUCCUCACCGCACUGGCCGCUUUGGGCUCGGUGGCAGUUGCCCAACUAAAGUCCACUGUGGUGGUCGAAAACAUCCAAGUUCUCACCGUCAAAUCCCAGAAGUUGAUCCAACCAGCCAAGGAACUCAGUAUCCUCAACGCUCCGCUGCUUUUUAUCGGCCAGGGGCCAUGGCCUAAAAUCAUUAUCGGUCUCGGCGACAUCGUCACUACAAUCACUCUGGACGUCACCGCCAUGUCCACCGGCCCGAAGGCCAAGUACGUCGGUUCCGAGGCCACCGCCAUUGCCGAUGCGUUCCGCCUAUUUGUCAAGACACAUCGGGAGCUGCUAGACAUCUUGAUUAGUGUGGGUGGGUUCAUCACAAAGAUCCCGAUGGUUGGGCCCCCAGUUGCCGCCGUAUUGCGGUCCAUAGAGAGAGUGGUCGAUACCCUUGCCCGAGGCAUCAUUGACACGCUCGAGGCUAGCGUUGCUGCCGCGUUGAGGACUGACUACGACGGCCUGAAGGUUACUAUUGGCAGUGCUGUUAGGACCUUUUCGUGA
Messenger RNA from Chaetomium fimeti, 549 nucleotides. RefSeq lists its product as uncharacterized. The record is from RefSeq and is a predicted model, not a curated record. The transcript has 3 exons. Lineage: Eukaryota; Fungi; Ascomycota; Sordariomycetes; Sordariales; Chaetomiaceae. Bases 1 to 549 code for a protein of 182 amino acids.